AUGCUCGAUUCCUUUCUUCUUACAAAAAUCCUGGAACUCAGCAGCGGUGAAUUGAGUACCAUUAUCCGAGACGAUGACACGCGGGAAUCCGAACUGAGCGAACAGCGACGGAGUUCCUUCAGUGUGGCGGUGCUGCAAUCAAAGAAAUGUGCCGAGUACUAUCCGAGAAAGAACGGUGAUCAGUUGGUCUUCAACGAAAUCAAAGUGCUCUCCAAAAAGCAAUCAGACUACGAUUCUUCGCGGGUCUUUACUGCCCCCUACCCCCCGGCUAGUCUCCGAAAGCGAUUACUAAGCGACAACUCUUAUUUUCAGUUCGCAUUUCCAUUCGAAACGUCAAUUAAACUGGAAGUGACUCAUCUCGAGGUGUCAGUACCUGGAUGUUCUCCACACUCUUGCGUACACUAUCACUGGGUUGACUGGCCGGAUAGAGGCGUACCACCCGCUGAUGCCGCUCCACUAUUUCUUCUGCACAGCAUUGCUAAUAUCAAGACACCCAUAAUAAUACACUGCUCUGCUGGUAUAGGAAGAACUGGAUCGAUGGUACUACUGGAAACGGCUAUGGAGGUGUUAGCCAGAGGCGACCAGUUGGGCGAGAUGAAUGGCUAUCUCCAGGAGCUACGGAAGCAACGAAACAACAGCAUUCAGACUGAUCAGCAGUAUUUAUACGUGCAUCAAGUGCUACUCAUAUUCCUACGGAGAACUGGAUUUGUCCCUCAGACACUUCAACCAGCCUUGGACGCUUUUACAAGUGCCUACAAUGCGGCUACCAGUGGAUUCUGA
Cooperia oncophora is the source of this 780-nucleotide messenger RNA. The record is from the annotation of a GenBank genome assembly. NCBI's taxonomy places the organism in Eukaryota, Metazoa, Nematoda, Chromadorea, Rhabditida, Trichostrongylidae.